This is a messenger RNA of Cottoperca gobio, 1340 nucleotides long. RefSeq names its product ependymin related 1 (gene epdr1). Gene Ontology annotation, cellular component: lysosome; extracellular region. Bases 84 to 713 code for a protein of 209 amino acids. Gene Ontology annotation, molecular function: calcium ion binding. The transcript has 3 exons. The record is from RefSeq and is a predicted model, not a curated record. Gene Ontology annotation, biological process: cell-matrix adhesion. Lineage: Eukaryota; Metazoa; Chordata; Actinopteri; Perciformes; Bovichtidae.
GUGUUUGAGUCUAACUCCAGCCAGCUUGUCGGCAGCAGGUGCCGCCUGUCAUCCGCUUACUAACGGGACCUCCGACAGACGCAAUGCACCGACUGUUGCUCGUGUUUCUGGCCGCCGCCGGGGCGUCUGUCCUCGGCCUCCCCAGGCUGGAUGUGUCCGCGGCGGCGCCAUGCCGCGCCCCGCUGCAGUGGGAGGGCAGGUGGGUGAUGUACGACCACAGCACCGGGAGGAACAGCCGGUCCGCCGUCUCCUACGACGGCCUGAAGCAGAGGAUCCGAGUCCUGCAGCAGAACAAGAAACACACCCCGUGUCAGAAGUUCUUUGAGUACAUCUACUUGUACCAGAGCAUGGUGAUGUUCCAGAUUGACCAGAAGACCAAGGACUGCUCAAAGGUCGCUCUGACGGAGGCCUGGGAUCCCUACGACGUCCCAGACAACUCCACCUUCGAGGACCAGUACUUCAUCGGAGGCCCCUCGGACAACGUGGAGGUUCAGGAGUGGUCAGACAGGAAGCCGGCGCGCCAACAUGAGUCCUGGGUGGGCGUCUACACCGUGAGUGACUGCUACCCGGUGCAGGAGACCUACACCAGGAACACCAGCGUCACCACCUCCACCCGCUUCUUCAACCUGCAGCUGGGCAUCAGCGACCCCGACGUCUUCACCCCGCCCAGCACCUGUCAAUCAGCACGACUCGAGAGGAUGUCCGAGUGCUGAGGCGUCGCCGGGCCUCACCUUCUACCUUACACACGUAACUUCGGGACUCUUCAGCCUGGACGUUAUGUUCCCAUGUUUGCGUCCAAGCGACUAACGAGGAGACAACAAUUGGUUUUUAGCGAGAGCUUGUUUGUGAUUGUGUCCAACAAAGUGUCGCUCAGUAUUGCUUCUCGUUAGUCGCUGAGACAGAGAAACAUGUAAUUAUAUAUAUUAGUAUUGCGAGCAGUCUCAGACUCUUAAUCAUCUUUAGUUCACUCCAUCACUUACAGGCGUCGUGAGCUUUUGCAUCUAUAACAUCUGGCACAUUGCAUUGUGGGAUUGUUAUCAGAAAGUGGUGUUUUGCGGCACUAAGUGCGUACGCUUCACACGUAAUGGCGUCGAGGAAACAUGGUGGCUUCGGCGUUUUCUACAGUUGUUUAAUCGUUUGCUGCUGAUUUGCUGCAACAUAACAAAGCAGCUCAUGGGGAUGCUUCAAUGGUCUCGAUGCUAACGGUGAGUUUCAAUGUGUUUGUUGUUAUUUCGACGCUGCGAGACUAACUUACAGCGAAGGAGGGUAGAACCUCAUUGCUACAAUGUCUUAAUAGUGAUUUUAAUAUUUUAUUAAUAAAGCAACUGGCUGGAAACUUG